This is a messenger RNA of Zootoca vivipara (common lizard), 3122 nucleotides long. The record is from RefSeq and is a predicted model, not a curated record. NCBI's taxonomy places the organism in Eukaryota, Metazoa, Chordata, Lepidosauria, Squamata, Lacertidae.
CCAUGCAAUGAGAGGCAUGUAGACGGAGGUCCAUCUCCAAGAACAGGAGCUUCCCUGAGCACCCAUUCAGCUGACCCCAAGCGCCAAGCCUUGUCUCUAGUCCUCUGACUGACCCAGACCACAGUCCCUGGAAAAGACGUAGACCUGGGUCUCACAGAAUGGUCCACAUGGACCUCCUGAGGCCAAUGGGACUGUGCAGGGGAUUAAUGAAGAUUGAGAGGUGGAAACGGGGGUGAAUGGAGGAUUAUGAUGCAGAGGAUGGGAUGGGAAAUGUCCAAAGGAAUGAUGAAGCGGAGAAAGAGAGGACCUGUUGAUGGACAGAGAGCAGCUGCCUUUCCUGUGAGGAAACAAUUGAUUUGAAAAGGCUGUAUUCCCAGAUCAUGCUGCUUUAUUAACGAUGAUUGAGGACUAUGAAAGGUUGCUGAUGCAUUACUAUCAUUUGAUGACAUUGCAUCUUCAUUUCCUAAAAUCUCGGAACAUGGGUGGAGAAUGUAGGAGACAUCGCAAUAAGAGAGGUUGCUAAUGGCGCUUGAUGUGUUCUUUUUUUCUUUGUUCUCUUCCUUGAAACCCAAACAGGACUUCUUCUCAGCCCAUUCUGAGGAAAGCGAUGGAGAAGACAAGUCAGAAUUUCGGGGGAGGGAGCAACUUUCAUUUCAUUAGGAAUAGACAUCAAAAUGUGUGAAAUGUGGAAUAUGCCUCACUGAAUGAGCACACAUAGCUCACAUCAACUAUCUCAAAGAGCAAAGAAACCAUUUAAAGGUAUGGAGAGUGGAAAGAGUUUUACUGAUAGUGGAACACUUAGAACACAUCAGGGGAAUCACAUGGGGAAGAAAGGAUUCCAAUGCAAGGAGUCUGGAAAGAGGUUCAAUCAGAGGGGAAACUUCAAUAAACAUCAGCGGACUCACACAAGUGAAAAACCAUAUAAAUGUAUGGAGUGUGGAAAGAGCUUUAGUAAUAGUGGAAGCCUUAGACAACAUCAACGGACUCACACAGGAGAGAAACCAUAUGAAUGUAUGGAGUGUGGAAAGAGCUUCAGUUUAAAUGCAAACCUUAGAAGACACCAACGGAUUCACACAGGAGAGAAACCAUAUGAAUGUAUGGAGUGCGGAAAGAGUUUUAGUGAUAAUGGAAACCUUAGAAGACACCAACGGGUUCACACAGGGGAGAAACCUUUUAAAUGCAUGGAGUGUGGAAAGAGCUUCAGUUGGAGUAGACAACUCCAUAUUCAUCUACAGACUCACACGGGAGAAAAACCAUUUAAAUGUAUGGAGUACGGAAAAAGCUUCAGUCAGAGUGGAGACCUUAAAUUACAGCAGCAAACUCACAUGGGAGAAAAACCAUAUGAAUGCAUGGAGUGUGGAAAAAGCUUCCAUAUCAAUGCAAGACUUAAAACACAUCAACGGACUCACACAGGAGAGAAACCAUUUAAGUGCAUGGAGUGUGGAAAGCGCUUCAGUUUAAAUGCAAACCUUAGAAGCCAUCAACGGACUCACACGGGUGAAAAACCAUAUAAAUGUAUGGAGUGUGGAAAGAACUUCAGUAAGAGGGUACAACUCAAUAUACAUCUACAGAUUCACACAGGGGAGAAACCAUUUAAAUGCAUGGAGUGUGGAAAGAGCUUCAGUUUAAAUGCGUGCCUUAGAAGACACCAACGGAAUCACACAGGAGAGAAACCAUAUAAAUGUAUGGAGUGUGGAAAGAGUUUCAGUCACAGUGGACAAUUCAACAUACAUCUAGAGACUCACACAGGGGAGAAGCCAUUUAAAUGCAUGGAGUGUGGAAAGAGCUUCAGUUUAAAUGCAAACCUUAGAAGCCAUCAACGGACUCACACGGGUGAAAAACCAUAUAAAUGUAUGGAGUGUGGAAAGAGUUUUAGUGAUAAUGGAAACUUUGGAAAACAUCAACGGACUCACACAGGAGAGAAACCAUAUAAAUGUAUGGAGUGUGGAAAGAGUUUCAGGUACAGUGGACACCUCAAUAGACAUUUACAGACUCACACAGGAGAGAAACCAUAUAAAUGCAUGGAGUGUGGAAAGAAAUUCAGUAGGAGUAGACAACUCAAUAGACAUCUACAGAUUCACACAGGGGAGAAGCCAUUUAAAUGCAUGGAGUGUGGAAAGAGCUUCAGUUUCAAUGAGUCCCUUAGAAGACACCAACGGACUCACAUAGGAGAGAAACCAUAUAAAUGUAUGGAGUGUGGAAAGAGUUUUAGUGAUAAUGGAAACCUUAGACAACAUCAACGGACUCACACAGGAGAGAAACCAUAUAAAUGUAUGGGGUGUGGAAAGAGUUUCAGUCACAGUGGAAAUCUUAGAAAACAUCAGCAGACACAGGGAAGAAACCAUAUAAAUGUAUGGCAUGUGGAAGGAACUUCAGUCAGAGGGGAGCCCUUGAUUUAAGUCAAAAAACUUGCACAAGAGACAAACCAUGUAAAUGUCAAGAAAGUAGAUAGAGGGUCAGUCCUAGUGGAAGUCCUGUAUCAACAGACUCAUGAGCAGGAAGAACUUUAAUAGUUUAACCAUACAAACCCAUCAACAACUGAAGAGUAGAAGCAGUUUAAAUGGAAAGAUUUGCAGAAAGUGCUUUUGUUAUAAUGGAGUGUUUAAGAAACAUCUUGGGACUCUCACAGGGGAGAACCCAUUUAGAUGUAUGGAAUGUGGGACAUGUUCCUCUCAGGGUCCACUCUUUUCUUCACAGCAAUAAACUCAGGAGGAAAUCAGUCUUCAAAGCAUGAUGUAUAUGUGAAGUUCUUGUGUUUAUAUGUAAAACAACAGUAAUGAAAUAUUUAAGGCAAUGUCUCACAAUAGGGAGUAUAAUUUUAGAUGCAAGAUACCUUUUGAUAGAGAGGGAAAAUCUGAAUUGCUGGUGGGGAGUGAGGAUUAGGGCUGGGCGAUAUAUUAAUAGCUCGUCCAUACCGGUUUCUAGACCACAUCGCGAUAACCUUUGAAAAACAAUUGAUAUGGCAAUAAACCACGAAUCACAGCGUGUGUUUCUGGGAUGUGCCUGGAAGCAGCCGGCAGAAAACUUUGCUUCGUGAAGCCCCUGAAGAUGCCCAGUUGCUGACUUCCCUCCCAGACGACAGGAAGCGAAACACACACCUCCAUUGCCCUGUGUCGUUCCAG